AAUCCGGUUUAAGAUGAAAUAGAGUUUAAAAUUAAGAAAAAUUUUCUUUGUUUAACCGAUUAUUCUAUUGUCACUCAUUUUUUAAAAAUAGAUGGAGCUAAUGGCGUUUUUGUUUACAAUAGGGUUUAUAUAAUGAAACUGUUAACGUCGAUGGUGUUGAUGGUACAUAAAAUGUUAAAUGAGAUCAACGGCGUGUGAUGACGGAGAUCCUUGGUUGACGGUUGACUGUUCAUGUGGUCUUGGUUUGCUUGGUUGACUAUGAAAUGAUUUGGAUUCACUUUACGCAAGGAUGAAGUCAAAAUAGAUGGCAAACGAGAUGAUGAUCAAGAUGUGGUGAAGACGAGUCCAGUCUCACUUUUGGUGUUCACCAAAUUAACCAGUGAUAUUAUAAAAAACGGGAAGAGAUUCUAAGUAUCAGUGGUGUUUUGGUGAUUAUGGUAUCAUUUGGUUCUCUUUUUUUUGGUCUUUUUAUGGAUCAUUUCAAUGAUUACAAUUGCAAUUGUCACUGAUGAAGUACUAAUCUUUCCAGGGAUUUGAAGCAAGUUAAAUGGUAUUUAGUUACUACUCUGCCAAUGUCUGUCCAAGGAAGGCUUGACCCGAUAGAGAAUCUUGAUGGCUUAAGAUGUUUACUUGUUUUUUGGUUCAGCGGAAGAAGAUCUUAAAGCUAUCAUCUUGUUGAAGGUGUUUUCCUCCAAUGAGCAUCAUCUUUUCUUUUUCUGCUUUAUGUUUACUUCCUUAAGGUGAAGUAUAAGGUUGAUGUCAAUGUACUGGGUAAAAGUAAACUAACCUGUCUUAUUUCAAGUUUCACGCUGCCAAAAAAUUGACCUUCCAGGCCUGGUUAUGGGUCCAUUCAUUGUUUACUUUUUUCUAGAAAACAAAAUUAACUGAAUAGUAAUUUAAUGGUUUACGAUUUUGCAGCUGAUUACAAUCUCUAGUCUACAUUUGUAACAGUAUGGUGACAAUGUAUAGAUACAAUUGUAAGCUGAGCAUUUUUUGUCAAAUUGUUGGACCGAUUACCGAAUUGUGCAAAGUUGAAAGGAUUAAAUCUAAUGAAGCUACCCGAUGACAGCAAUAAUCUUCAAACAAUACAACUAUUGUUUCAUAAUCGGAAAGAUCAAUCAAUCAGCUAUUUUCAAAUAAUUCAACUGAUUAUCUCUAAAACAAUUUGGUGUAAAUUGAUUGUAAUAAAUCACUUAAAUAGUAAUAGCAAGUUAAUUCAAAAUAAGGAUUUGCAUUGCAGUUAAUUUGGGAAGCUAAAGUCUUUGUCAGCAACUUUAAGUUGAAUAAAAGUCAUAUUUGAUUGCUGAACCUAAUGGCUACUUAGAAACAAUAGGAAGCUCUUAACAUUGACAUUAGUUACAAACAUAAAUCAUAAGAAUUGAUUAUUAUUGUGUCAGGUUUUCAAUUCUGUAUUGAAUCAUAAUACAACUGGAAAAGCAACUUGUUGAUAGUACUGAUCGAAUCAUGGAUUGAGUUAUCCAAUGGUCAAUUAGAGAUUUGUUGCUAUUCGCUUAUCAUGUAAUAUAGCAUGUAUUGUAAUAUAAAGUUUUAAUUUUAUGGAAAACCGAAAUAGCAAGAACAGCUAAGUCCAAAUAUCGAUCGAAAAAAGAGCAUUACAAAUGGCUAUAUUAGAUUGAUAUUCGUGAUUCAUUAUUAACUUGGAGAUUAUGCUAAUGAUUUGUAGUUAAUACCAUCAGUUGAGAUGUUAGUUAGUAUCUAUGUUUAACCCGAACCGGAAAAUUGAAAGAUUAAUUGGAAUCAAUUGAUUCUGGGUAAAUAAAAAAGCUUUUUGUCAACUAAUGAUUCAGUUUCCGAGUAAGAUUUGAAUCGAUCAACAUUUUGGUUUUAGUUGUGUUGUAGAGACCAGAUCUGUCUCCCUUCACAACAACCAUGAGUCUUAUGUUUAGACUAAUUUACUAGUUAUCUUGCCCUUUUCAUGGUUCGACAUUAUAUGUCUAAAUCAAAAUCAGCUUUUAAUUUAACUUAAACACCAACAAGUGCAAAAAAUCAACAUAAAAUGUGUCUUAAAUGUAAUAGUUAUUGUUUCAGUUUUAAUAUCAUAUAAUCUCGUGAUUUUUCCCUCUCUUAUGCAGACUUCCUCCUUUCAUUUGUAAACAUCUACCAUUGGAGUUAUUUAUUUGUGGACUCAUCUCUAAAUAUACAUAUAUUUAAUUGAUAAUUUGGAACAUAAUCAACUGGAUUUAGUAGUUAGAGGGUCGAUUAAAUUGUUGCAAGAUAUGGCAGUUUAUUAUGGCAUGCUUAAGUGUGUAUCACCAAUGAAGUAAUUUAACAUCAAUGAAUAUCAGGACAUACCUGUUUAUACUGAAUAGCUUCUGAUUUAUCUAAUCAAAUCGAUUAUCCUGGUGAUGGCAGCGAUAAAAAGCAAGACCAAAAGGCCAUCAAUGCCGUUGGUAUGCAAUUAUACAAACCAAUUUGGACCUCAGAUGAAAUUGUCCAUUAAGAUAAUGCUAUUUGUGUUGUUAAGCAGUCUAUCCAGUUACCAUUGUAAACAAUCGACUAUGCCUUACAUCAGUAUUGAAGAUUGCUCUUCUGAUGAAUAUUUUGAUAUUAUUACGCUUGAUUGUAAAAAGUGUGACUAUGAUAAUGAUCGUUCAACCAAUACAAUUGGUGCUGCUCGUAACAAUUCAGCUUAUGGAAAGAUGAAAUCUUAUUCUGGCUUUGAAUGUACCUGUCGAUUAGGUUUUUACAAACUUUACCAAGACAAAGGCUUCCAGUGUUUACUUUGUCCAUCAGGAACAGUUACAUCAAUUGAUGGUCUCCAUUGUUCACUUUGCUCAUCAAACCACCCAUUCCAACCAUCAUCAAAACAAUGUGUCCCUUGUCCAUCAAACAGUAUUAUUGAUGAAAGGUUUAUCGCCAAUUCCUCUGAAGAGCCACGAAUGGAGCGAUACUGUAAACCAUGUCCAGACGGUUCCAAACCAGUUGCUAAUGAUUCUUCUCAAUGUAUUCCGUGUCAUGCAUCAAUGAAAAAUUGCUCUUGCCCUAAAGACCAUUAUACCUUAUAUGGCGGACUAUGUUUACCCAAUGGUAACUUAAUUACUGAAAAAGUUGAUCUCUAUAAAGUAACUUAUGAGAAUGGUGAACAAGUAAAUUCAGCAUUUUUCAUGGAAAAUCUUCAAUCAUCCAUUUACCAGUGUCAAUAUCAAGGAAAUCGCUCAGCAUGUCAACUAUUGGCCAAUCUAUGCACUUUUCUCAAUUACAAUUUGUAUGAGACCAGUAGUUUUGGAGGCUUUAUUGGCAUCAAUAGUGUGAAAAGCAAAGCUAAUGCUUGUACCGAAUUCCUGAAACUAUCUAAAUUACCUUCGGUACCAUUUCUAAUUUAUGGUGACAAUGGAGUUAAUGAACUGAAGAAAGCUAAUGUUAUUUCAAAAAUGUUCAAAAUUGAUUCUAGAUUAGAGUUGAUUGCAGCUCGAUAUAAUGUUCAUGGAACCUUAGUUGACUACUCUCCAUUGAAAUUGGGUGAAUUGCAAUUAUGCCAAAGUGAACCUGAUUCAUUGGAUUCGGGUUUUUACUUUGGAACUAACUAUUACCAGAAGUGCGAAAUAGAUUUACGAACACUGUGGGAUACAAAAGCUUCUUCAAUCUCGUCCAUACUCCUUUAUGAUCUUUACCUUCUUGACGAUGAUCAAGAACCUAAUACCGUUUACCCAAUUCCAGUUAUAGUUACUAAUCUUAUGGAAAAUGGCGAGGCAGUUAAUAAAGGCGAUGAUGAACAAAAAAGACGUUUGGUGAGAAGAUUUUAUCUCGCAGAAGCUUUAAUUGGAAUUGAAUUGAAAAAAGAUGGAAUAUCUGAUACUCCUUUGGAAUCUUCAAAGUCAUCUGAAGCAUUCAAAGGUUCUUCUAAGCUGUCUGAAGGAAGCUCAGAUUACAUGCGAUAUGCUCAAAGUAUCACAAUUAACAUUGCUAUUAGUAAAACUGAUGGAAGUGGGUCCAUUUAUACUCCUUGGAUCAAAAUAACGUAUGGUACAGUUACAAAAGAAGAUUACAUUAAUGGAAUAAAAGUGCCCAUUGAAUUUUGUAUUAAUUAUUCAGCUGAUCAAAGUAAAAAUGCUCGUGAUUUAUCAAUUUGCCAGGGUGUCUUUUGUGGCUUUGCAGUGCUGAUUGCUCUUUUCCGAGCUUGGGCUUGGACAAAAAGGCAAGGUAAACAAGCUGUUGAUCCUGUAACCAUCUCGGAAUUUCUUUUGAUUAGUAUCAGUUUUUUAGCUGACGCUUUUUUCCUUGUCUGCCUCGGUUUCUCCAUCCAUUCGUUUAUCAUUUACAAACAACAAUCUGUUAUCCAUGGGCUUUUACCCUCGACAAGCUUUGAAUCAACAAUUAGAAUCUAUUUGUACAUUGCAUUUGCUCUUAAAUGUGUUAAAAUUCUCCAUGAUCUCAUCAUUUUAUCUCACACAAAUAUUUUUCUAAUUGACUGGGAACGACCAAGAGUGAUUACGGUGACUAAAAGAUCUCGACCUGAAGAAACAGAGAGGAAAACCGUUAACGAUGAUGGCAUUUUAUCAGCAAAUAAAAAGGCUUCAGCUUCCAUAAGUUCUGCUGGAGCUGGAACUAGAAAAUCAAGUGCUAGUGGAAACGCGAGUUCAAUUGGUUUAACUGAAAAAAUUAGCCAAGAUAAAUUACAUUUCGCUCAUUGUCCAGCAGUUUCUAUCUGGCGAACUUAUUUUGUUGCCAAUGAAUGGAUAAAACUUUGCACCUAUCGUCGCAUUAAAACGAGUUUACAUCUCUUUUUGGUUCUUUUAUUCCUUAUUGGUUUUGGUCUGGAAAAUUUGGCCACCAGCGAUACACAAAAUAAUUUGAAAAGAGACUCUGGUCAACGGUUUGUUCCUGAGAGUCAAACCUGUCGUUUGGCCAUUGGAAGUUUAGUAUUUUUUCUUCUUGGAUUGGCUCAACUAGGCUGGCAUCGUAUGUUUCAAGAACGAAUGUAUAAAAAUAAACUGGACGAGUUUGUUGAUUUGUGUUCAGUUUCGAAUGUAUCCCUUUUUUGUCUCCUCUAUCAACGCUUUGGCUUUUAUAUUCAUGGUCGUUCACCCAAUGGAAGAGCUGAUGUGAAUAUGAAGGAGAUGCAUGAGCUUUUGAAACGAGAGGAAGAUGAUUUAUGCUCUAAACGUGGUCUUCUUCCCAAUACGGAUCAGCAAACCUUUGAAAUGUUAUUACCAACAUCAAUCAAUGAUCAAUGUAAUCGUAUUCGAGCAUUAUUAACAACAUACUCUCAAGGUGCUGAAAGGAUGCAAGGUGUUGGAGGACAUCUCUUCAAGGUUGAUCUUGAAAAAGUGGUUCCUACUUAUGUAAUGUUGACCAAAUUUCUUUCCGGUUACAUUGAACAUGCUUUCAAGGAUGCUGAUUAUACAGUUAAAGAUAAGUCAAAUGUUGAAUCCAUCUUAGCUUUUGAACUUGCUGAACCAGGUGAAAGAGGAUUCCUUUACAAUGAUAAUGGACACUCUUUCGAUCAACUACUUUUUUGUGGAAAUGAGUUCAAGUUAUUUACCUUCGAAUUUAUGCUUUUUAUAUUCAUCGAUCUCAUUACGCACAAUUUUGUUGCUGCAGCCACUUUUACGUUCCUUAUUAUCGAAAUAAUUAAAUCUAUUUAUAUUGUUGCAUACAAGCGCAAUAUAGUCAAAAAGGCUCUCAUUGAUGAGAGGUUCCUCAUGUGAUAAACUUUUGGAGAUUGGACUGGCAACACAAAAUAUUUCAUCUUCUAUCAAUUGAUAUAAACUAAUAUUCUAGUCAUUUAUAAUUAUCUACGUUUCUAAUUGUUUGAACAUCUCAUUCUCUAAUUAUAAGAUCUCACCCAAAAAUUUUUCUGAAAAUCAAAAUUUGAACAAAAAAUUUCAAAAUCUAAAAUUCAUGACGAUUCCUUCAUUUUUAUUACAGAUUAAUAUAUAUAUUCGUCAAUACUUUACUUUCCAUAUGCAUAUAAUAAUUGAAUUUAAACUUUUAAUUAUAAUAAAAAAGAAAAGACCACAACA
Tetranychus urticae (two-spotted spider mite) is the source of this 5984-nucleotide messenger RNA. RefSeq names its product meckelin. NCBI's taxonomy places the organism in Eukaryota, Metazoa, Arthropoda, Arachnida, Trombidiformes, Tetranychidae. Gene Ontology annotation, biological process: cilium assembly. The record is from RefSeq and is a predicted model, not a curated record. Gene Ontology annotation, cellular component: MKS complex; ciliary transition zone.